Melopsittacus undulatus (budgerigar) is the source of this 5963-nucleotide messenger RNA. RefSeq names its product host cell factor C1 (gene HCFC1). NCBI's taxonomy places the organism in Eukaryota, Metazoa, Chordata, Aves, Psittaciformes, Psittaculidae. Gene Ontology annotation, molecular function: protein binding; transcription coactivator activity. Gene Ontology annotation, cellular component: histone methyltransferase complex. Gene Ontology annotation, biological process: chromatin remodeling; regulation of DNA-templated transcription. The record is from RefSeq and is a predicted model, not a curated record.
AUGGGGGGUCAUUAUGGACUGUCCAUAGGUGCCUAUCCCCGGGCGGGGGGGGGCUCUCCCCCUGGCGCCGCCGCCCCCCCCGCGCUGCAGCCGCGUUGGAAGCGGGUCCUGGGCUGGUCGGGGCCUGUGCCCAGACCCCGUCAUGGACAUAGAGCUGUGGCCAUCAAAGAGCUGAUCGUGGUGUUCGGGGGGGGCAACGAGGGCAUCGUGGAUGAGCUGCAUGUCUACAACACUGCCACCAACCAAUGGUUCAUCCCGGCCGUGCGCGGGGACAUCCCCCCAGGCUGUGCUGCCUACGGGUUCGUGUGCGACGGAACCAGACUGCUGGUGUUCGGGGGGAUGGUGGAGUAUGGCAAGUACAGCAACGACCUCUAUGAGCUGCAGGCAAGCCGCUGGGAAUGGAAGCGCCUGAAGGCCAAGACCCCCAAGAACGGCCCCCCCCCCUGCCCCCGCCUGGGCCACAGCUUCUCCCUGGUGGGCAACAAGUGUUACCUGUUCGGGGGGUUGGCGAAUGACAGUGAGGACCCCAAGAACAACAUCCCCCGGUACCUGAAUGACCUGUACGUGCUGGAGCUGCGCGCGGGCUCGGGGGUGCUGGCCUGGGACAUCCCCAUCACCUAUGGGGUCCUGCCGCCACCGCGCGAGUCCCACACGGCUGUGGUGUACACGGAACGCGCCGCGCGGCGCUCGCGCCUCGUCAUCUAUGGCGGCAUGAGCGGCUGCCGGCUCGGGGACCUCUGGACACUGGAUAUAGAGACGCUGACAUGGAACAAGCCAAGCCUCAGUGGGGUGGCCCCAUUGCCGCGCAGCCUCCACUCGGCCACCACCAUCGGCAACAAGAUGUAUGUGUUCGGGGGAUGGGUGCCCCUCGUCAUGGACGACGUGAAGGUGGCGACGCAUGAGAAGGAGUGGAAGUGCACGAACACCCUGGCCUGCCUCAACCUGGACUCCAUGUCCUGGGAGCCCAUCGUCAUGGACACGCUGGAGGACAACGUGCCGCGGGCGCGCGCCGGUCACUGUGCCGUGGCCAUCGCCACGCGCCUCUACAUCUGGAGCGGCCGCGACGGAUACCGCAAGGCCUGGAACAACCAGGUCUGCUGCAAGGACCUCUGGUACCUGGAGACCGAGCGCCCCCCCGCGCCUGCGCGGGUGCAGCUGGUCCGUGCCAACACCACAUCAUUGGAGGUGAGCUGGGGUCCGGUGCCCACGGCAGACUCAUACCUGCUGCAGCUACAGAAGUACGAGCUCCCAGCAGCCCCCGCGGCUCCGCCGGUGCCGUCGGUACCGGCCAACCCCCCGAAGAGCCCCGCCCCCGCCGCGGCCGCUCCCCCGGCCCCCCCCGCGCCGCCGCCGCCGGUGCCCGCGGCCUCUGCGCCUGCGCACUGCGCGCCCGCAGCGCCACCGUCCGGUGCGGCUGUGCAAGUGCUGCCCGCGGGGAACACAACCGGAACCGGAAGCGGAACUGCGGGCAGGAGCACUGGUGUCCCGGCCGUGCUGAAGGUCACCGGUCCCCCCGCGGCCGCAGCCGGUGCCCCCCUGGUGAGCGUGAGAGCAGCUGCCCCCCCCGGCAAGGCUCCGGUGACGGUGACGUCACUGCCGGGGGUGCGCAUGGUGGUGCCGGGACAGAGCCCGCAGGGCACGGUGCUGGGCAGCUCCCCCCAGCUCACGGGUAUGGCUGCCCUGGCCGCGGCUGCUGCCGCCACCCAGAAGAUCCCUCCCGCGGCACCCGCGGUGCUGAGUGUCCCUCCCGGUGCCACCAUCGUCAAGACCGUGGCCGUGACCCCCGGAACCCCCUCCCUGCCCCCCAGCGUCAAGGUGGCCUCGGCGCCCGUCAUGGUCACCAACCCGGCCACCCGGAUGCUGAAGACGGCAGCAGCUCAGGUGGGGACCUCGGGGGGGGCAGCAGCUCCCACCCCCCCCCCCGCCCGUCCCAUCAUCACCGUGCACAAGUCAGGGGCAGUGACUGUGGCUCAGCACCAGGCUCAGGUGGUGACCACUGUGGUUGGGGGGGUCACCAAAACCAUCACCCUGGUCAAGAGCCCCAUCUCCGUGCCGGGGGGCAGCGCCCUGAUCUCCAACCUGGGCAAGGUGAUGUCCGUGGUGCAGACGAAGCCAGUUCAGAGCUCGGCUGUCACCGGGCAGGCGUCAACCGGACCCGUGACCCAGAUCAUCCAGACCAAGGGGCCGCUGCCGGCAGGCACCAUCCUCAAGCUGGUGACGUCGGGGGAUGGGAAGCCCACGACCCUGCUGAGCACCAGCCAGGCUGGUGCCGGCGCCGCCAAACCCACUCUCCUUGGCAUCAGCAGCGUCUCCCCCAGCACCACCAAACCCGGCACCACAACCAUCAUCAAGACCAUCCCCAUGUCGGCCAUCAUCACCCAGGCGGGGGCCACUGGUGUCACCAGCAGCCCUGGCAUCAAGUCUCCCAUCACCAUCAUCACCACCAAGGUGAUGACCUCGGGCACAGGGACCCCAGCCAAGAUCAUCACCGCGGUGCCCAAGCUGGGUACCGGGCACGGCCAGCAAGGGGUGACACAGGUUGUCCUCAAGGGAGCUCCGGGGCAGCCGGGCACCAUCCUGCGCACGGUGCCCAUGGGGGGGGUGCGUUUGGUCACCCCCGUUACCGUCUCUGCCGUCAAACCCACGGUCACCACACUGGUGGUGAAGGGCACUACCGGUGUCACCACACUGGGUACAGUGACCGGGACGGUGUCCACCAGCCUGGCGGGUGCAGGGGGUCACAGUGCCACAGCCUCCCUCGCCACCCCCAUCACCACACUCGGCACCAUCGCGACCCUGUCGAGCCAGGUCCUCAACCCUGCGGCCAUCACCGUGUCCGCGGCACAGAGCUCGGUGACGGCCACCGGCGCGCUGGGAACACCGACCAUCACCAUGCAGCCCGUGGCUCCGCCCACCCAAGUGACACUGAUCACGGCCCCCGGGGGGGGGGUUGAGGCUCAGGCUGUUCCCGACCUCCCGGUGUCCAUCCUGGCCUCACCCACGGCCGAGCAACCGGCACCGGCCGGCACCGAAGCUGACGCCGGCACCGUGACCCUGGUGUGCUCCAACCCCCCAUGUGAGACCCAUGACACCGGCACCACCAACACCGCAACAACAACCAUGGCAUCGGGGCCUUGUUCUAACCCCCCAUGUGAGACCCAUGACACCGGCACCACCAACACCGCAACCACCACCAUGGCAUCGGGGCCUUGUUCUAACCCCCCCUGCGAGACCCAUGACACCGGCACCACCAACACCGCAACCACCACCAUGGCAUCGGGGCCUUGCUCCAACCCCCCUUGUGAGACCCACGACACCGGCACCACCAACACCGCAACCACCACCAUGGCAUCGGGGCCUUGUUCCAACCCCCCUUGUGAGACCCACGACACCGGCACCACCAACACCGCAACCACAACCAUGGCAUCGGGGCCUUGUUCCAACCCCCCUUGUGAGACCCAUGACACCGGCACCACCAACACCGCAACCACCACCAUGGCAUCGGGGCCCUGUUCCAACCCCCCAUGUGAGACGCAUGAGACCGGCACCACCAACACUGCCACCACUACCAUGGCGGCAGGGCCAUGCUCCAAUCCUCCACAUGAGAUGGGCACAACCACCACAGCCACCAGCACCGUGGUCACCAUGUCCCAGCCAUGUUCCAGCGCCUCCUGUGAGCCCCAUGGCACCAGCACCACCAACACCAUCAUGGCUGCAGCAUCCCAGCCCUGUUCCAACCCCCCUUGUGAGACCCAUGACACCGGCACCACCAACACCGCAACCACCACCAUGGCAUCGGGGCCUUGUUCUAACCCCCCAUGUGAGACCCAUGAGACCGGUACCACCAACACCGCAACCACCACCAUGGCAUCGGGGCCUUGUUCUAACCCCCCAUGUGAGACCCAUGAAACUGGCACCACCAACACGGUGACAACCACCGCAUCCCGGCUGUGCUCCAACCCCCCUUGUGAAACACAUGAGACCGGCACCACCAACACCGCAACCACCACCAUGGCAUCGGGGCCUUGUUCUAACCCCCCCUGCGAGACCCAUGAAACUGGCACCACCAACACGGUGACAACCACCGCGUCCCGGCUGUGUUCUAACCCCCCAUGUGAGACCCAUGAGACCGGCACCACUAACACCACCACCACCACCAUGGCAUCGGGGCCCUGCUCCACCCCCCCCUGCCAGGUGCCAGCCACCGGCACCACCGACACCACCACCGUGGCCACCGCGUCACAGCCAUGUGAGAGCCGCACCGGUGGCACCGGCACCACCACCGGCACCAGCACCGGCACCGGUCCCGGCUCCCCCCCCCCCAGCACCACCACAGUGCCAGGGACUGUGGCCGAGGGGCCCCCCCCCACCUGCUCCAACCCCCCCUGUGAGACCCACGAGACCGGGACCACCCCCACGGCCACCACGGUCACCGCAGCCAUCGGCACCAACCCAGAACCCCCCCCAGCGGCUGCCAAUGGACAAGGGGAACCGGAGCCGCCCCCCCCGGGGGAGGGGCCCCCCCCCAGCCCCGGGCCCAGCUCCACGGGGCCCCCCCCACCCAGAGCCGUCACCAACGUCACCGCGGCCACACCGGUGCCAGCGCCUGCCCUGCCGAGCAUCUCGUCGCUGACGGAGCCCCCCCCGCCCCCCCCGGACCGGGGGGGGGCUCUGCCCCCGGAGCUGAUGGCAGAGCCGCCGGCUCCGGCGCUCGUGGUCACCGGGCUCAGCCCCGAGGAGCUGGCGGUGACGGCAGCGGCUGAGGCUGCGGCAGCCGCGGCCACGGAGGAGGCUCAGGCUCAGGCUCAGGCGCUGGCGAUCCAGGCGGUGCUGCAGGCGGCGCAGCAGGCGGUGCUGGGCGCAGCAGAGCCCCUGGAGAGCAGCACCGAGUCCGGGGGGGCCCCCCCCGAUCUGGGGGUGGGGGAGGGGCAGGGGGGGCCCCUCCCCCUGGUGCUGACGCAGCAGGAGCUGGCGGCUCUGGUGCAGCAGCAGCAGUUGGACCUCAAUGACCCCCCCCCCACCGACACCAAUGGGCUCGGGGAGGUGGCGGCUGGAGGAGCCACCGGAGACGGCCUGUCUGCCCCCAGCUCCUUCGUGCCCCCCCCACCCGCGGUUGGCACCAGCCCAGCCAAGCUUCAAGCGGCCGCGGCCCUGGCGGAGGUGGCCAAUGGCAUCGAGAGCGGCCCCGCGAAGCCGGAGCCGCCCCCCAAGACGCUGCUCAAGAAGGAGAACCAAUGGUUCGAUGUGGGAGUCAUCAAAGGCACAUCCAUGAUGGUGACUCACUACUUCCUGCCGGCCGAGGACGCGCCACCCACCGACGACGAUGCUGGGGGGGUCCCAGACCAUUCUCAGCUGCGGCGCCAGGAGCUGCAGCCUGGAACCGCCUACAAGUUCCGCGUGGCCGGAGUCAACGCGUGCGGCCGCGGAGCCUUCUCGGAGCUGGCGGCCUUCAAAACCUGCCUGCCAGGGUACCCGGGAGCGCCGUGCGCCAUCCGCAUCAGCAAGAGCCCGGACGGGGCACACCUGACCUGGGAGCCUCCAUCAGUGACCUCCGGCCGCAUCCUGGAGUACUCAGUGUAUUUGGCCAUCGCCGGCGGUGGGGCCGAGCGGGGGGGCCCAGCCCCACUCGCCUUCAUGCGGGUCUAUUGUGGGCCCAGCCCCUCGUGCCUGGUCCCUGCCGGCAGCUUGGCCACGGCUCACAUCGACCACAGCACCAAACCUGCCAUCAUCUUCCGCAUCGCCGCGCGCAACGACAAAGGCUACGGCCCCGCCACGCAGGUGCGGUGGCUGCAGGAGUCCAGCAAGGACGGAGCCGGGGCCAAACCCGCCAGCAAGCGCCCGCUGUCUUCCCCCGACCUGAAAUCCGCUCCAAAGAAGCCGAAGGCCGAAGGGCAGUGAAGGACCCCGAGGGCUCCUGCCCCAUAGCGGGGGGGGGGGGGGGGGGGGGCCCGGAGGCCGCAGUG